AUGGCGCAAACGACGCCACCACCCAGGGCGACGGUUCCUCUGAGGAUCCUCAUUGUCGGCGCGGGCGUCGCCGGCCCCGCGACCGCAUUCUGGCUCUCGCGGCUGGGACACGACUGCACCAUCGUCGAGCGCUAUCCCGGCCUUCGCGUCAACGGUUUGCAAAUCGACGUGCACGAUGCGGGCGCAGAGGCGGCCGAUCGCAUGGGCGUCCUGAGCGAGAUUCGGCGCCGCCGCGUCGAGGAAGAGGGGACCAAGUUCGUCGACGUCGAGGACCGCGUGCAGGCCGUGUUUGGGCGCCACGACGGCAAGAAGCAGGCACUAACGAGCGAAUAUGAGAUUAUGCGCGGCGACCUGUGCAAGCUGCUCUACGAGAGAACGGAGGAGAAAGUAAAGUACAGGUUCGGCGUGUCCGUCGACGACUUUCAGAACGGCACAGACGGUGUCACGGUUACACUAUCCGACGGCACGGUCGAGAGGUACGACCUACUCGUUGGAGCCGACGGACAGGGCUCUCGGGUGCGCAGGAUGAUGCUGCACCAAAAGGCGGAAGCCUCGUACAGACGCCUCAACGCCUUCUGCUGCUACUUCACCAUGCCGCGCCGGCCCGAGGACAAGGACAACAUGGCGACGAUUUGCCACGUGCCGGGCCAGCGAUUCAUCAUGACGCGGUGGCACACGCAGGCACGGGGCCAGACAUAUCUCUUCGCCAUGAGCCACACCGAGGAGCUACGCGAAGCCCUCAAGAAGGACGUGGAGACGGAGAGGCAAGCCUUCACGCGGGCAUUCGCCGACGCGGGAUGGAAGGUGCCGCGGCUCCUCGAGGACAUGCAGACGGCCGAGGACUUUUACGGCCAGGAGCUGGUGCAGGUGGUAUGUCCAAACUGGUCGCUCGGCCGGGUCGUGCUGGUGGGCGACGCCGGGUACGCGCCAUCGCCGUUUACGGGCAUGGGCACCAGCCUCGCCUUCAUCGGAGCCUACGUGCUGGCGGGCGAGAUCGCGAGCCACCCAGGAGACCUGCCCGCGGCCUUUGCGGGCUACGACAAGACGCUGCGGCCGAUGGUGGAGAAGACGCAGAAGCUGCCGCCCGGCUUCCCGGGGGCGGCCUUCCAGGAGACGGGGCUCAAGGUCGGGGUGCUGCACUGGACGGUGUGGCUGCUCAGCGGCAUGUUUCAGCUGGCGCUGAUGCUGAGGCUCCCCGAGGCCAUGUCGGCGAUUGGCAAGUGGUUCCCGGGCAAGGCGUGGGCGCUGCCCGUGUACGACGAGCUGGAGGCGGUGCGGCCCAAGAACCCGUACCCGAUAUGA
Messenger RNA from Purpureocillium takamizusanense, 1302 nucleotides. RefSeq lists its product as uncharacterized. The coding region runs from base 1 to 1302 and encodes 433 amino acids. The record is from RefSeq and is a predicted model, not a curated record. Gene Ontology annotation, molecular function: FAD binding. The transcript has a single exon. NCBI's taxonomy places the organism in Eukaryota, Fungi, Ascomycota, Sordariomycetes, Hypocreales, Ophiocordycipitaceae.